This is a messenger RNA of Carica papaya (papaya), 1211 nucleotides long. RefSeq names its product peptide transporter family protein. NCBI's taxonomy places the organism in Eukaryota, Viridiplantae, Streptophyta, Magnoliopsida, Brassicales, Caricaceae. The record is from RefSeq and is a predicted model, not a curated record.
UGAACACCAGCGCGCUUCGGUGUGAGAGAAGAAGGAAGAAGCAGAGCUGAAGGAAGAAGACGAUGUCCUUGCCUAUUUCAUAUUCCAUCGAUGAGAAGGACCUAGACGACGCUGCUUUGUGGGCUGUGAUCGACUCUACUGCAGCCUCUCACUCCAUCGCCUCCUCAAAGCCCAUCAAGUCUCUGCCUAUCAACUUCCAAUCUCCAUCUGCCCCGAACUCACACCCUUCUUCGUCCCCGAAGCUGCCUCAAAAUCCUAGAAACCAGCCCCGCAGUCACAGAUUCCCUUCUCCUAACGCACAUCGAGACUCAUUCGUGGCCAAUCACCGACCGCACAAGAUGGCCAGGUCUUUACCCUCCGAGAUGAGUGAGACCACUAGUCCUCUUGUUCUGGUUAGGACUGUCCACAAAACUUCGCCCACAAAUACGAUGUUUUCGGCCCCGGAGAGUUUCUUGUCGCCUGAGAUAGGGAGAUCUUGCGAUGUCUCGGAGGCUUCUCCUCCCGGAAGUAGUGGGAGGAGCGACGAGAGAGAUGUUAUGCGGCACAGUUUGUCCGGGAGUUUUCCUUCAGUUUCGUUGUUUAAGGAGUAUCAGAAUGCGGCUAUGGCGAUCCUGGAGAAAUCCGAUUACACUAUGAUUUCUGGGCACCCCUUCAUAAAAAAGACAGGUUGGAGGAAGAUAUCAUUUUACUUCAAUCUUUCUUUUGAAAUCAAAGACAAGACUAUUGAAUACGACGAAAACCACAAUGUUCAGCGCGCCGAGUUUGUAGUUCGGGCAUAUAUGCAAGGUGGCAGGUUUUCGGAUGGAUGGGGUUCAUGUGAUCGACGUGAGAAGAAAUUUAUAAAACCAAAUAAUGAUAUCCCUAGUACAGCAGAAACAAGAGCAAAAAAUAAAGCUUGCCAGGACCUUCUAGGCAUUGGAGAGUAUCGACCAGGUGCCAGCCAAUUUCAGAGUCGGUAAUUCUGGUUCAACAACAAAUGUCCAUGACCAAUGUAAUGAAAUAGCCCACUUCUCCCUGAAAGCAUACAACCCACAUCCAGAAUAGUUGUAAGAAGACAUGAUCCCAAGCGGAUACUUGACAUGUUCCCCCUCUUCCCGGCCCAUCACAAGGGAAAAAAAAAACCAAGAUUUGUUUUAUUCGGUAUCAAAAAUUGAAUAUGAAAAUGUAUAGAAUUCCACCAACUAGAUAUAUAUUCCAUUGGCAAGUGAUUA